AUGGCGUCAAUGGGGAUAAUGACAACAGCGCCUGCACUACCAGGAGGCAAGAAACUUGUUUGUCGAGUAUGCCAGAAAGCAUUCUCCAAGGCCGAACACUUGAGGAGACACGAGCGUUGCCAUACGGGAUCUAAACCAUAUGUCUGUAAAGAGUGUCGGAGGCCCUUUGCCCGCCAAGAUGCUCUUACUCGCCAUGAAAAGCUGCAUGCGCGUGCUAUAGAUGCAAAUAAUGACUCGUCGGAGAUUCACUUGCCGACACAGCCUACCUCUUUCGAUUCUCUUGCUUCUUGGGAUACGAGGAGUGCUUCCACUGCUGAUCCAGCGUCAACUUCAGCAACAAGUCACUCCUGGGACGAGUCUCAUCCUGGAGACCAUGCGAGUAUGCAGAAUGUCGACUUGGAAUUAGACUUUGAGUUGGUCUGGCCUGAUUCCGAAAACUUGUUUCAGAGCUUGAUGUCCUCGGAUACGACAGAUCAAUGGCAAAUGCCGCUUGGUACCUUGCCUUUUCCGCCUACCGUGCAGGAUAUGAAUGGUAUGGGCUUCGGGUCUCCAAAUUUAUUCAAUGACCAUAGGUCUUCUGUAGGGGCAAUACCGUCCGGUGGAGGGCAUCAGGCAGUGCGAGAUAUCACAGAGAUGGUAACGAGCUCGUCAUCCAGUAUUACCGCCGCCGUCAAAGCCACAUCAAUCACCUCAGUAUUCCUCGACGAAUGUCUCCAUAUGUUCUUCGUCCGAUUCAUCCCCACAUUUCCAAUCUUGCAUCGUGCAACUUUUGUCUUCCGAGAAUGCACGCAUGCUCUCCUCCUUAAUGCCAUCGCCAUCGGCUCUUUGUACCUAGGCCCCAAGGACUCGGUUGCAAAGGGUGAAGCCCUAUGGCGCCUAGCACAUACCGCACUUUCAACUUCAUGGCAAUCCAUGAUCACACAUAAUGGCCCCUAUGAUGCAUGUAAGGGCGUUCAGUUGAUGAUCACAGCCCUGCUGGGCCAGAUCUAUGGGGCGCUAUCCAAAAACCGGGCAAUUCGAACCACCAGCCAGGUAUUCCAUCCGCUGGGCUUCUUAUGGGCAAGACACUGCGGCAUGUACGACAGCGAGCCGUACUCAAUGGAAAACCUUCCAUCGAUCGAUGCCCCCGCUGCAGAAAAAGAACACCAGUGGCGAAUCUGGUCUGCGCGGGAGAUCCAGCAACGCACCCUAUUAGCCUACUACGUCCUGGACGGGCUCGUGGCUCAAACUUCGAGCGAUGGUGCCUCUUCUCGGCAUGUGGCAAACCCACUCACUCUUCCGAGUAGCGAAGAAGCUUUUGAUGCUAGCACUGCCGAUGAAUGGUUGACUCACAUGCAUCCCCAAAAGCCGGAUCAGUCCUCAUUUAGGACGGUUUUUCGCUCCCUCUUCCCGCCAGUCGGGAGCUUCCGCUCUCUAGAGUAUCAGUUCUCUGCCUUCGCACUGCGUGUGGUGCUAGAAGGGCUUCAGUCUCUGGUCUCCGACUUUGAUGACAAUGAACUAGCCGUGGGAGUUCCAAGCCAAUCAGACAUCCGGCGAGCUCUGGCUCAGGUCCACGAAACAAUAUCCAUGAGCAUCCACUUCACCGCAGCAGAGAGACUCGAAAUUCUCCUGCGUUGGCACACAGUCUGUCUAGAUACAAUGAUCAACUCUACCGUCCUCUCCCGCUACGUCUGCUUACGCUACAACAUUCUCCAAAACGUCUCCGGUGGAUGCGGAACCGUCCGCCCGGGCUUCGAUCUAGUCAAAUGGGCUAAUUCAGAAGACGCGCGGCGGGCCGUCCUCCACGCAGUCGCCAUCCAAGACAUCGUAGAGCAAUUACCACGUGGCCGCGCGCACGUCGUGCACAUGCCUAGCUCACUGUUUGCAGCGGCGACAAUAUACGUCGUCUUUUCACUUGCAGGAGUCGGCACUGUGAAUUUGCCUCGCAACAUCGUUUGGCAAGAUGCUUUGCUGUCCCAUUCGGAUCUCAACCUGGGCCACGAGGAUAUCCGGCCUCGAUCUGGCUCCGAGACAAAGCGCUUUGUCGAGAAUGGAAAUGGGGCUUCCUCGCUUCCGCUUCCUAUUGGUGGUGCUGUCAGGAAUCUGCUUUAUGAGCUCAACUCUAUGCAAAAGUUGUUCCGGUGCUUGUCUUCACAGUGGGGUAUUGCGCAUGACAUGGAGGAUAUUAUUUCCCAAUGGAUUCAGCUGUGUCAUUAG
Molecule: messenger RNA, 2196 nt
Organism: Penicillium samsonianum
Lineage: Eukaryota; Fungi; Ascomycota; Eurotiomycetes; Eurotiales; Aspergillaceae
Exons: 4
Coding region: 1-2196 (731 amino acids)
Biological process (GO): DNA-templated transcription; regulation of transcription by RNA polymerase II
Cellular component (GO): chromatin
Molecular function (GO): zinc ion binding; DNA-binding transcription factor activity, RNA polymerase II-specific; RNA polymerase II cis-regulatory region sequence-specific DNA binding
Source: RefSeq, a predicted model, not a curated record